Messenger RNA from Arachis ipaensis, 597 nucleotides. Lineage: Eukaryota; Viridiplantae; Streptophyta; Magnoliopsida; Fabales; Fabaceae. The record is from RefSeq and is a predicted model, not a curated record.
AUGGCCCACCGGGCUGAGGUACCCUGGGAGCCUGAGGAUGAGAAGCCCCCAGCUGCCGACUGCAGAAAGAUCAUCCCACACGGCAAGAGGUUCAAAGCUCUGGGCCACAGACCUCCUUCUCUUACUGCCUUCGCUGACGCAGCCACAUCAUCUGCUACUCCUUCAGCACCUGCUGCACCACCCACAUCCACAGCACCAUCACCAGCUUCCCAGCCCAUCUACCACCUAGUGCAUCGACUCUUUGAGCGACUGGAUCAGAUGGAGCGUCGCAACCAGUGGCGUUAUGAGCGGUCUGAGCAUCGCAGUAAGCGACGCUAUGAGCAUCUAAAGCUAAUGAUCAGGUCGAGCCAUACUGACAUUCCCUCCGAGCCUGAUACACCAUCAGAGCCACCUGAGAAGGAGGCGGAUGAGCAGGAGGAGGAGGCACAGGCAGAGCCCCAACACGAGGAGCCCCAGCACGAGGAGCUUCAACAGACACAGCAGGCAGAGCCCCAGGCCCCUAUACAGGCAGAGCCACAGACUCCUACACUGCCAGAGCCCACAGAGACAGCAUUAGUACACUCUUCAGGCGGUGACGACCCUUCACACCCAGCUUGA